GUGCCGAUCGCCGUGGUGGGAGAACAGGGUUUUUCACCAUGCCGAAACUCCGGCACAAUCCCAUUCAUUCUACGUCUCAACCGCCGAGUAGGUAUCUUCACACACCUCGGACACACAUAAUUAAGACAGUGUUGUUGUCGGUUGUUUUUUUUUUUCGUUUGAUAUCUAACAACGUUCAGCUGUUGCUGAUGUUGAACAUAUUUAAUAUAACAUAAUAUAUUAUUAUAUUAUUUCGAAGUGUGUUUUUUUUUUUUUUUUUCUCUCGUGCAUUCGUGUUUUUUUUUUUUUCUGUGUGUGUUUUGACGCGUCGACCCGCCGAAAACCGCGUCCGUGCGAAGUUUUGUAGUGUCCGGCUUUUACAUUAACAUAAUUUACUUUUUUUUUUUUUUUUUUUUGGUUUAUAAGUGCGCAACAAUUUGUUUACCAAACCAAAAAAAAAAAAAAAAAAAAAUCGUUUUAAAAACUACGCCGCCAAAUAACCACCGCCAAACGGACAUCGACCUCCUCUGGUAUAAUUUUAUUUUUUAUUUUUCCAAUGUACGAACAAUACUCGUGUGAUCCCGAGGAUUCCGGUCUUAUCCCAUCCGGCGACACCCGUACCGUCCGCGUGCCGUAGGUCAUCGUGUGACCGGGUCACACGCACGCACACGCGAAAACCCGACCCAGUUCUCGCGCGCCUUUGACCGCCCCUCGGUCUUCGUCCUCGCCCGGAAAACGGCCGCUGGUAAUGCGCUUUUCGGACGGCCGGCCGCACGGUCUAUAAAUAGAAUUCCUCCUCCGGUCCGCGAAAUGUAGGCCGGCCCGUUUCGUAUUUCACGCAAACGAUUUUUUUUUUCCCCUCUUGGAUCCCGUCCAAUAUUUUUUCGCUCUACCGCAUAUACGUUAUUAUAUUAUUUUAUUAUUACCGUACGAUAUUAUUUAUUUAUACACGCGCACGUUAUAAAAUAAUAUCUUUUACACGCGGCCCGGCGGCACACUGCGCUACAUACGCGAGUCGGCAGGAAAUAUCCGGAACGCAUUCGCGCCGCAUACCGUCGUCGGUGUAUACGUAUCCCCGCGUGCUCCAACACGGUCGCCAUUUACAAACGGACGACAUUGCCGGGGUCCGAUUCGCGUCUAUAGUUUCGGUAUUAACGUUUCAUUAGAAACAUUAUAUUACCGUCGACCGACGUACAGGAACAGAAAAAAAUAAAAUAAAAUAAUAACAAUAACCUUUUAGAAUCCUUACACCAGUAAGUCAAUACAAUAUAUUAUUACGUCGACCGUACAUACGCGAUAUUUUAUUAUAUCGGAGAAUACACCGGGUAUUCGUUUCCGUUCGAUCUAUUUCGGUCCGCGUUUACGGUGCAGUCCUGCACUACCCGGGUCUGCGUUAUUUGGCUCCGGUUCCCGGCUUUCUUCUAAUAAUACCCGCAGCUCUCCAGGCACCUCAAAUAUGCAAUAAAACGCUUUUCGCCAUCGGCAAAAAAAAAAAAAAAAACAACCCGUCUUACCUAACCGUUCUCGUGCCUUUUACAUUUGUGUGUGUGUUAUUUUUAAUCCUUACGUGCGCAAUGCGUUUGCCACGCUAAUACCAUCCGAGUCCGCGGGUUUGCUGAAACUAUACGAGUGACCGUUGCAGUAUAUUAUUAUUAUAACACUCGAAACCGACGAACAACGAAAGCGGCAAACGGGUUGAUAAAUACAGUAGUUUAAAAGUUUUCCAAUUAUUGGAAUUUAUAUUUUUUAUAUUUCAAUUCAGUUACCUGUCUACUUACAUAGAGGGUGCCGAUCAAUUCGAUAUUAUAGUUAUUUUUUUUUUUUGUUUUCGUCAACGGGAUUUUAUACGUAUAGUGUCAGCAACACCUCACUCGCGUACAUUUAUUAUUUUUGUAUCGAGUAUACUAAAUAACACCGUGUGACCUUCGAUUGUUAUUAUUUUAUAGGUGUGUCGCAAACACCAUAAACAAAAGGGUGUGUGUGUGACGUGAAACCAAACGACCAGUUUUCGUGUAGAUUUUUUCGAGUUUUCUUUUAAACCACAAAAAUGCCGCGUGUAGUCAAACAAGAAGGUGAUGAUCCGGAUCCAACCCCGUACUUGUUCGUAUCGCUCGAACAAAAGCGUAUCGAUCAGACCAAACCUUACGACGCGAAGAAAGCUUGCUGGGUACCAGAUGAAGAACAAGGUUUCGUCCAGGGAGAAAUCCGUGGUACCAAAGGCGAUUUGGUAUCCGUCGCUCUACCCAGCGGAGAUGUAAGUCAUUAUAAUAUAAACAAUAUACUUAUUAGGCAGGUAUAAUGUUCCAAUAAGUAUAGGUACCUAAAUCGAUAAUAGUUUUCCGAAUACUGUACUUGAUAUUGUAUUUUGAAGUUUCAAUAUAGUCCCUUAAACUCUAAAUGUUUUAAUACGUAGCUAAUAAAGAUUUCUCUAAAGUUUCGCUGUGAUAAGUAAAAGAUAAAAGUUUGUUAUUCAUUUUUUUUUGGGUUACUUAUUUACGUUAGUUUGUUUUGAACAAACAUUAUAGUUUUUACAGUACCUAAUUUACGAAUCAAUAGCAAUAAAUUAGUGCUUACAUAUAUUAUUGAAUGAUAAAAAUAAUUAUUCCUUAUUCUUAAAAUUAUAUACCGAAUUAUACAGUUACCUGGGCUUACCAAUAUUGAUCUGCGGUUUUAAUUUGUAUUUCACUGUUUUUAUAUUUUUUCGUUCUAAAAUAUAUAAUCUUAAUAAAAUAAACACUUAAAUAUACGUGUAAAAACUAAUUUCCAAGGGAGUAGAUACUUACUACAUUGUAGAGUAAGAACGCGAGAACCGGAAGAGAAAUUUUAAGCGGGUAGUAUAAAAUUAGUUACAUUUCAAUGUUACACACUGUAUUUUGGAUCAAAUAGGAGAAAACAUUCAAAAAAGAUAUUGUGUGUCCGGUUAACCCACCGAAAUUUGAAAAAACUGAAGACAUGGCUGAUAUGACUUAUCUUAACGAUGCCAGUGUGUUGCACAAUUUGAGACAGCGAUACAAUUGCAAACUGAUUUACGUAAGUACCAAUUCCAAUUAUACUAAUAUGAAUUUUCUAUGGUAUAUCAGGUGAAAGAUUUCAAAAAAGACCAAGUGGGCCAAGUGAACCCACCGAAGUAUGAAAAAGCCGAGGAUAUGUCAAAUUUGACAUAUUUGAACGAUGCGUCUGUAUUGUAUAAUUUGAAAGAAAGAUAUUACCAUAAGCUCAUUUACGUAAGUGUUAGGGUGGCCAAUGAAGGAGGCUACGUGCACCGCGUUUUUGGAUUUUGAAACCUGUUUGGAAUACAUUCCUGUGUUAUAUGUCCAAGGUCGUAUCUAGGAAUUUUUUCGGGAAACAUUUGCCCAUAUUAUAUUUGAAUGGAAAUAGUUUAUUGGCGUUUAAGCCGAUCGAUUUAUUGUAAUUAUUUACGAAUUUUGGAGCUCAGACUCCUGCUGCCAUAGAUACGGCCUUGACCAUUCUAUCCGUUUCCUGAAAUAAUACCCUUCACAAACUUGAAUAUGUCUAAUUGAUUGUUUUUUUAAUGUUUAUUUUCAACUCAAAAAAUUCGAAUAAACAUAUUAAAGUAUAUUGUUUUAAUACCGUUAAUUAUGUUCGGUGAAUUUCUUAUAACCUUUGAAGCGGGAAGAAAAUAUUUUUUAUUUUACUUAUAGGGUUAUUUUCAAUUUGUAUUUAUUUAUUUAUUUUUCAUUAAUACUUUUAUUAUUUUAUACUUUUAUUAUUCAUUGAAUGUAAUCGUUUUUAGUGAUAAUCAAAUACAAAUUCGUAUUUUUAAUUAACAAAUUAAAAUAAUAAAACAAAUUUUCGAUUUCAUAGAAAUUCUGAAUAGAUUUUAUCCCGAUGAUUAAAUUAAUAUGACGUUUUAUAUUGACAAUACAAUAAAGUAUUAUGUUGAUGUUUAGUUUUUAAAAAUCUAAUUAUCCUUUGUGUGCGUUGCUUUGCUUAUACUGUCGAUCGUUAAUGGACAUCGUAUCGACAGUUCUAGGUGAACCCUGUUAAAGAAAACAACACCUAUGUAUUAGCUUCACAAAAUGUAGAACCUGACACCUGUUAUUUUUAUCAGUUUGUUGUAUUAUUACCUAUGUGUACAAACAAAUGUAUAGUAAAUUAUUGGUUUUUACCGUCAUUUGAUUAGAUUAGAUUUUUUUUUUUUUUGUAUACCUAUAUAUUGUUAUUAUAAUUAUACAAGAGACACAUUGUUUGACAUAAUACAUCCUAUUUUUUUUCUUUGAUAAAUACCUAAACAAAUUUUAAAAUUGUAUACAUCAACAACAAUAAUUGUAUGUUUUAAUAAUUAAACCCGAUCCAAUAUAAAUGUGUCUUUUGUGUUGAUUAUACUUUAUUAUAUUUGCGGUAUUAAUUGUUAAAAUAUUAUUAUGUUUAGACUUACUCCGGUUUGUUCUGUGUCGCUAUUAACCCUUACAAAAGAUUCCCCGUGUACACCAACCGUUGUGCUAAAUUGUACAGAGGUAAGAGGAGGAAUGAAGUACCACCUCACAUUUUCGCCAUUUCUGACGGCGCCUACGUUAACAUGCUUACAAGUGAGUAAAUACUUCCGUUAAAAUUUUAAACACUGACAAUUCAAAAAUGAAAUUAUAUUAUUUAUUAAAUAAAGAUAUAAUCAGUGUUUAUUUCGAAGGGGUAAUCGGGAGGGUGGGUAUCUUAUUCCUACAUCCAGCUCUGCUUUUGGCAUACCACAUUGGAAAUUUAUGAUCCCCUCCUUCCUGAUGAAGGUUCAAAAUAAACAUUGAGUAGUAAUAUUACAAGUGUAAGAAUUGGAAAUUUAAAAAUAUAAAAUUUUAAUUUAUUUUUAUUUUUAUUUUCAGACAAAGAAAAUCAAUCUAUGUUGAUUACGUAAGAUAAUAAUAAUUAUUUUUUUAUUAGAAACUUCUCGAGUUCACGAUGUGUUUAUGUAUUUGUAUAUUUUUUUUAUUAUAUGUAAUACAGUGGAGAAUCUGGAGCUGGAAAAACUGAAAACACGAAGAAGGUAAUUGCGUACUUUGCUACUGUCGGAGCUAGCACAAAGAAAGACGAAGAAGCUGACAAAGGCCUUAAGAAGAAGGUGAGUAUAAAAAUUAAACACGAAACCGACAAUUCGAUUUGUAUAACUAUUAUUUUAUAUUAUAAUUCAAUAGGGUUCCUUGGAAGAUCAAGUUGUACAAACUAACCCGGUAUUGGAAGCCUUUGGUAACGCUAAAACCGUCCGUAAUGACAACUCAUCUCGUUUCGUAAGUAAACCCUAUCAUUAUACCCAAUAGACGAAAACAUAAAUACAAUAGUAUUAUACGAGUACAUUUUAUGUUGCUUAGGGUAAAUUCAUCCGUAUUCAUUUCGGUCCCUCUGGAAAAUUGGCCGGAGCUGAUAUCGAAACUUGUAAGUACACUUCAUUAUAAUUUAUGACAUUAUGAUAAUAUUAUUAAACAUUAUUACAUAUUUAAUUCGAUCUAUUCGAUUCUAGUAAAACAGACAUGAAUUUGAACUUCUUAAAUAUUACAAUUUUUUUUUUUUUUAAUCAUUAUACAGAUCUAUUGGAAAAAGCUCGUGUCAUCUCUCAACAAACAUUGGAAAGAUCUUAUCACAUUUUCUACCAAAUCAUGUCUGGAUCGGUGAAAGGAGUAAAAGGUAUUUAUGUCAUAAAAUAACAAGAAAAAUAUUUUUCUAAACGAUAAAAGAAAAAUGUAUUUAUUCUUAACUUUAGAUUUUAUGUUUAUUUAAUUUAUAUUUCAUAAAUUAUACAUAAUACACAGUUUUUAGAACGGUAGGUUAAGUCUUGGGAGGUAAUAAUAUUUUAUAAUUUACGGUCGAGUUAUUGCGGUAAUAUUACCACAUUGGUGAAUGGAAAAUUAGUCUAUGCGAUAUUACCUAUCCACUUGUGUACCCGUGAAUAACUAAUUGGUUGUUGAACAUAGAAAUGUGCAUGCUGAGUGAGGAUAUCCACGACUAUUACUACGUAUCACAGGGAAAAACUACUAUCCCCGGUAUGGAUGACGGAGAAGAAUUCCAAUUGACCGACGUAAGAGCCCAUAAAACGAUCUUACUCAUCAUGUAACUUCCUUCAAUAUUCCUUGUCCGUAUAUUCACCUCCACGCAACUGGUAUUCAUCGUAAUGAUGGACGUCUUAGCCAACGUAGAAUCGUAGAAGCGUUAUUUUUUUUUUUUUUUUUUUAAUUUUUUUUUAGAAAAUCUACGAUUUUUCAAUGUAAAUAAACUAGCCGUACAUUACACAACUAGUACAGGCGCAUAAUAUUGUUUUUAUACAGUAUGACUAUAGGUUGUCAUCAUCUACAUUAUAAAUUGAUGGCCAACAGUCUCAAACCGACAAAAGUGUGAUUUUUUUUCUAAUAUAUAAGUGUACAUUAUAAUAUACAAAUCGAUAAACGAUUUUACGACAGUAGCUAUUUAUAGCUCUAGUCUUGUAAAUACCUAUUUUAUUUUAUUUUUAACAUUAGAAUCUAGUUUUUAAGUAACGUAUCGCAGUGUAUGUGGUUGCGAAUAUGAAUCAUUUUUAACUAGUUCUGUAAAUGGUUUUUAAUUAUUGUUUUUAUAUUUUAAUUGACAUUCGCAUUAAAAAAAAAAAACCUCUUACGUUACUGUUUAAAAAUGGUGAUUAUUUGAUUAAAUUAUUAUCACAAUGUGUUAUUUAUUAUAUUUGCAUGAUUGAGUAUAUGUAUUCCAGAAGUCUUACGUUUUCAUUUUAAUUUUUCUUUUAUCUAUUUUAGUCGAACUGUUAUAAAAUGUGUUCAACAUCAUAAAUAACUCUAUAAAUUUAAUUUUUUUUUAACGUUUAUUAUCUACUUCUGGAAUUCGUUGUAUUUUAUGUAGUAAAAAUAGUAUUGAUUUGAACCCAGAUGUGUUUAGUAAAUGAGAUAUAUUAUAGACUACAUUAUAUAUCGAUUUUACUCGUUAAACCCAACGCAUGACAAAUGGGGUUUGUUUUUUUAACCAGAAAUGUGUCUCCUGUCCAACAAUGUAAACGAUUACCAUUUCGUCAGCCAAGGAAAGACUAGUAUACCUGGUGUAGAUGACGGAGAAGAGUUCAAAAUUACUGAUGUAAGUCUUCUCCCCUCUCUACUCCUUCGGUCGGUUGAGUAUGCUCAUUCCAUCUCAUAAUCAAAGAUCAAACAUUUUAAAUGUUUAUAAAUAAAAACUUAUCACCAACGUGAAAAUUAAUUAAAUGAGCAUUCCAAACGAAUAUCCUUUCUAAUCUCUCCUACCGUCAAUGUGUAAUCUUUGAAUACCAAGCGGCUUAAUAUUGUUUUGGCUAAACUAUAUAUUUAUCGACUAUCAGCGGUGUACCUAUACCUACCUACUUACCUAUUUGUAAUAAAACUCAAGUCAAUCGCAAACUCAUAAAACUUGGAAAGUUCACGAUUUAUACUAGUAUAUCAUAAUCAUUUUUUUGUAUUUGUUUUCGACCUGUAUAAUGGUUUUGUGAUAAUAAUAACUGUUUUUAUGCACCUUAUUGCACGCAGAAAUGACUUUUUUGAGUAAUCGUAUCGCAGACUAUCAUUACAUUAGCCAAGGUAAAACUCGAAUACCCGGAGUAAAUGACGGCGAAGAAUUUCUAGUAACUGAUGUAAGUGUGACUGCGUAGGCGCUUUAAAAUCUCAUGAUAAAAUCUCAUGCUUAAAAUAUACAUUAUGCAAUCAGGAACAAUUCACGUGCAUAACCGAGCCGAUAAAAUGCGAUUUAGGUUUACAGGGAAAAUAAAAAAUAAUUAAUAGGUACUGUGUUUAGAACCGUAAAUGAUAAUAAUAAUAAAGGUAUUAAUCUUAUAUUUUAGAUGUUAUUGUCAUUGUUAUUUUUGUUUCGUAUUAUUAGUGUAGCUAAAUUUGGCAUCAUGCUUGUACUGUUCAAAAUUAUUUAUGUUAUUGUGUAUGUUGCGUAUAAUAGUAUUAUGCAAAACUCAAAAAUGAUAUUUGUCGUAAAAGUUGUCUAAGUGAAAUCUGCUUUGAUAUAAUAAUUAAAUCUGUAUAUGUAUAUAUAAAUGUAUAUACACACACAUAUAUAUAUAUAUAUGAAAAAAAGUAUUUGUUAUUCAAAAUUUAAUCGAUUUUCGACAAAUAUGAUUGGAGUACCAGUACUAUUAAUGUUGAUUUAUUUGUCUAUGUUAUGUAAUAUUAUAUUGUAUUAUGAGUAUCAAAUAAUUACAUUGUAUUAAUAAUAAUAUAUGUAUUUUACUUGCUUAACUGAAAUCGCUUGCUUUGGCAGAAAUGUGUAUGUUAUCUAACAACAUCUAUGAUUACCACAAUUGUUCGCAAGGAAAAACCACUAUUCCUGGAAUGGACGACGGAGAGGAAUUUCAACUUACCGAUGUGAGUCCAAUUCCUAAAAAAUUAUAUCAUAUUAUAUCUAAUAUGUACUAUUUUACUAUAUAAAAUAAAAAAUGUUGGAAAUCGGGAGAACUUCAUAAUUUUUUGCCAUAUUGCAAAGUGAUCAGUUUCAUACAUAUUUUUAUUAUUAUCGGGUAGCUUUCAUUGCUUAGCUUAUUUUAACAACUACAUUUCAUUUCGAAUCAUUACUUUAUUAGUUGAUAAAUUAUUUUCUAUUAUGUCACUUUUAAUAAGAUACAAUUUUUUUUUUUUUCAUUUUUCUAAGCUCCUCACUUUUAUUUUGUAUUUUGAUUGAGUGAGGGUAAGUUUACAUUGUAUACCUACAUUAUUUUUUUUAUGUAACUAUUUUAUAAGCUUUUGUGUAUCCUUGCUAAGGUUUUUGUAUUUUGCUUCUUGAUUAUUCUAGCCUUUUAUCGACUUGGAAUACAAUUUGCUUUUUGACUCAAGUCUAAGACAUCCUCCAACGUUUUCCUUUUUCCUAUUUAUAUAUAUAUAUAUAUAUAUUUUUUUUUUUUAAGAUACAAGAAAAAUUAGUACUUAAAUUUCAUUAUAUAUAUUUUUCUGUAUCAUAUUAACAUUUUUUUUUUUUUUAAGUAUCUCAAUAAAAGUGAUACUACUAAUCUUGAAUUAUUUAUUACUUUACUGAUUUGUAAUAAUAACUCGAUUUUUCUCUAAAAUAACAGCAAGCUUUCGAUGUGCUCGGAUUUACCGAAGAAGAAAAGAACGACAUUUACAAGAUUACCGCCUCUGUUAUGCACAUGGGUGGUAUGAAAUUCAAACAACGUGGUCGUGAGGAACAGGCUGAAGCCGACGGCACAGAAGUAAUAACGACUCACUAUAUUUUUUUUAUAGAUAAUUUUAUAUUAACGUAUUAACAUAACGUAUAUUUAAUUUUCUACUAAUAGGAAGGUGCACGUGUCGCAAAACUGUUGGGAAUUGACUGCGAUGAAUUGUACAAAAACUUAUUGAAACCCAGAAUCAAAGUAGGAAACGAGUUCGUCACACAAGGUCGUAACAAGGAUCAAGUAAGUGUACCUUUAUUUUAGUAGUUAUAUUAUAUUGAUUAAUUUUGUUGAACUGUUAAAACAAAUGCUUAAUAAUCUAUAUUACCUGUAUAGGUCGCAUACUCCGUAGGUGCUAUGUCUAAGGGUAUGUUUGACAGACUUUUCAAAUUCAUGGUAAAAAAAUGUAACGAAACUUUGGACACACAACAAAAACGUCAACAUUUCAUUGGUGUAUUGGAUAUUGCUGGUUUUGAAAUUUUCGACGUGAGUAUACUAAGUAUUAUGUUUGAAUCGUAUUACAGAUUAAAAUAUUACAGUAGUCCUCUACUGUAAAUCGUAAUGCAAUAUUCAAACUUUAUACUUAUCUAAUUUAGAUAUAAAAUGUGAAAUUAUUAUUUAAAUCUCCUAAAUAUCGCGUAUUAUUGAAGAACAUAUUAUAAACCAAUUAUUAUCGUCUAGAUACAUUUUAUUGAUUAACACGUCCAGAGAUAUUUUUAUUCAAUAUUCAAUUUCUCUUUUUAGAAGGUACCACGGACAAAAGUUUUUCUAUUUUGAUAUUCUUUAAUUUUUCUUUGAAAUCAUAACCAUCAUUUUAAAUUAAUAUAAAUUGUACAAUUUCCCAUACUAUUAAAUACUAUUCUAUUUAUUGGAGAUACAUAAAAAUGCUACCGAAUGAUUAUGAAAAAAAUUGAAAAGAAAACACCAUACAAGUAGUCGUGAAGUCAUAUUAAUAAAUUGACUUAAUAUUUUAUAUAACAUUUUAAAUUCUGAAUUUGAUAUGAACACAGUAUAACGGUUUCGAGCAAUUGUGUAUUAACUUCACCAACGAAAGGCUACAACAGUUCUUCAACCAUCACAUGUUUGUGUUGGAACAAGAAGAAUAUAAAAAAGAGGGUAUCAACUGGGCUUUCAUUGAUUUCGGAAUGGAUUUGUUAGCUUGUAUCGACUUGAUUGAAAAGGUACUUCGUUAUAAUCCGGAAGCGUGUUUUUUAUGCAUUUUUGUUUGACUCCCAAUCCUAGAUUGAACCCCUGGAAUUUUAGUUAUCAGUCAAUUUUCAAUGAGAACAUAUUUCGGAAAUGUUGGUAAGAUUUAUAACUAUAAUAUUGAACCCUAUACUAUAACUUAUUAUAGAUUAUUAAUCCUUUAUUACGAAUCGACAAAGUCUAUAUAAAUAAUGUUAAAAAAAAACCUUUAUUAUCCUGUAUAAUACGACCUGUACGACCAUAAUUUUUAGUACCAUAAUUACUAUACCAACCCAGCCACUAGUAAAAAACUGAAUAUUGUCUAACAGUCAUAUUAUUUCGAUACCAUAAUAUAAUAAAAUAUUCUUCCCUACCAGUUUAACAUAACUUACGUAUCAUAUCCAUUUAACAUGUUUAUUGUUUGCUAUACCUAUAAUUAAAGUACAACGGUUUCGAGCAACUUUGCAUCAACUUCACCAACGAAAAGUUACAACAGUUUUUCAACCAUCACAUGUUUGUACUUGAACAAGAAGAGUACCAACGUGAGGGUAUUGAAUGGGCUUUUAUCGAUUUCGGAAUGGACUUAGCCGCCUGUAUUGAACUUAUUGAAAAGGUAACCAGUAUUGGAGCAGGCGGUUGAGUGUUUUUAGAGUUUUUAGACAGUUGAAAGUAAUAAUUAGAUCGAUCCUCAAUUUGACAAACGAGGAAGUUGUAUACAUUUAAGUAUUUUAGUUGUUUUCCCAAACGUGCUAUGAAAGACACGUCGAGUUAAUGUAUAAUCAUAGUUUUAGAAAAUUGUUGUUUUUUUAGUACUUAUACUUAAUGCAUGAUAACUGUAUUUGCUUGUUUUUUCCUAUUCGUUUACAUCAUUUAGUUCAAUGGGUUCGAACAACUUUGCAUUAAUUUCACCAACGAAAAACUACAACAGUUUUUCAACCAUCACAUGUUUGUAUUAGAACAAGAAGAAUACAAACGUGAAGGUAUCGAAUGGACAUUUAUUGACUUUGGAAUGGAUUUGCAGCAAUGCAUUGAUCUCAUUGAAAAGGUUUGUAUGAACAAAUGUAGAUAUACAAAUUCAUGUUAUAUCUAAAAAAAAAAUCAUCAAGAAAGCAUAGUUGAUAAAAACAAACAAUUAUCACUGAAUAAAUGAACACUUCAAGAUAUGAAUUAUCGGCUAUCAGAAUGUAUGUACUUAUUUAAUAAUCAGAAAUGUUGACAUUCUGAUUAGUCCAAGUAUGGACAAAUAUUUGUAGUUUAGAGUUUUGGCAUGUUUUUUUUUUUUAUCCACACUAAUUGUACAACACAAGACACGGUACAAUUAUAUUUGUAUGCAAGAUUUUUCAAAAUUUACAUAAUAACGUAUUAAAACGCAUUUAAAUGACUUUAUAAUUAUUAUAAUUCAUUUAUUUUUUAUAUUCCACAAAAGCGAAUUACACUUUUUUUUUCUUAUCGUAAAUUGGUGGCUAGAAAAAGUCUAAGACAAAAGUAAUGUAUAAACUUUCCAUCUGUACACAUAAUAAUUUAUUUAAUUAUUUUCAUACUAUAUUCGUAAUAAACUUUUGUGAAAUGACAAUGUAAAAUUUUAAGAUUUACCUAUUCAAGUCGUUUUAAUGCGUAUCUAUACGUUAGAACCCAAUUUUUAUAUUAGGUGUCUAAUUAGUAUAUUUUAAUUUAUACCAUUUAGCCCAUGGGUAUCUUAUCAAUUCUUGAAGAAGAAUCUAUGUUCCCAAAAGCCACGGACAAGACAUUUGAGGAUAAGUUAAACGCCAAUCACUUGGGAAAAUCACCCAACUUCAGAAAGCCAGCUCCAGCUAAACCAGGUUGCCAACAAGGACAUUUCGCUCUUGCCCAUUACGCCGGUGUGGUAAGUCUUCAGUUUUUUUCGUGAAAUAUAUAUAUAUAUAUAUAUAUAUUUGUUUAUUAUACAUUCACGCAAAAAUUCGAAAUCUGAAAUCUUCUAUCCGUACUAAAACCGUAUUAUCAAUAUUUUUUUAGGUAUCGUACAACAUCACCGGUUGGUUGGAAAAGAACAAGGAUCCGUUGAACGACACUGUCGUUGACCAAUACAAAAAAGGAUCCAACAAAUUGUUGGUGGAAAUCUUCGCCGACCAUCCAGGUCAAUCUGGUGGUGCCGCUGAUGCCGGUGGCAAAGGUAACAUUUUUUUUUCUAAUUAUUUAAAUCUUGAUAUUAAAUUACCCAUAUAAAUAAUAUUGUAAACACAUUACAUUAUAUUACUCAUACUACAAUAUGUUUAAUCAGAACUACAGAACACGGACAUUUUACAAAAUUACAUGAAUGUGGUGGUAGCUAAAAUGGGAAUUAUUCCUAAUGUAAAAAAAUAUAGGUAUACAAAAUUACAAAACUCUAAUACGGUCGAACAUACUCGUAUAUAUUACCUAUAUUAACUAUUGAUAAUUUUAAUCAGUGUUUCAUCAUAUUUUUUUUUAAGUUUUUAUUACUUUACAUUAAUUUUUUAUGAUACCCAUCGAAUUCGAGAUCAUUGUUAAAAACAAUCAUAUCCGCAUAUAAUAUCAAUGUUAACUUAAUAUCAUUAUGGAUUUUAUACAAUGCAGGUGGUAAACGUACAAAAGGUUCAGCUUUCAUGACAGUAUCUACAUUACACAGGGUAAUUUUACCAAACUGUUACACAAAAACAUGUUGUGUUUUUAAUUUUUUUUUUUUUUGUGAGAUCGUAAAACUGCUUUGCAAUAAAUUAUUACAUUGUUAUAUGAUUUACAAUAAUAAUAUUACUCUUCGUAUACACCGUUAUGAUAUCUUCCGUCUUCUAUUUUGUAACGUUGUCUUUAACAUUAAACCACACAAUAUAUAUAUACAUUUACAUAAAUGAUAUCUGAACAAAACACAAAUUUACCGUUAUAAUAAACAUUAGACACUUAUACAUUUAAUAUCACUGUCGAUACUAUUAUUGUCAAAUUUUAAAAUAUUAAAUUUGUGCAAAUAAACAGGAGGUCGUGGAAAGAAGGGUGGUGGUUUCGCCACUGUGUCAUCGUCCUAUAAGGUAUAUCGUCAAAAAUAAUUAAACCGGUCUUGAUUUUUUUUUUUUUUUUUGUGCAUUCCUCAAAAUAGAAAUAUAAUAUUAAAUCAUUGUUUUACGACCUUUAGAUAGUAGUAUAAUAUUACCUAUUAUGUCAUUAUUUCAGACAUAAACUAAAUCGUAGAAUUAUUAAUAUAUACCUACUUGUUUAAUUUAUUUAGAAAAUACGAAAAUACCGCAUGGAACGGAUUUUUUUCAAAUGCGUUAUAUUAUGUUUACACUUUUAAAAUAUUAAAAUAUGUAGUAAAAAAAUUAGAUAGAUAAUUGCGUAAAAAAGAUUAUUUUUUUUUUUGCAUUUUUUACGUUGCUAUUAACCAAGAAAAAAUUACCGUACUUCUUCUAAUAGAUACACAUAACGUAUUAAUUACUAUAUUUAAUAAUACUAUAUUAUCGUUUAAUUUCUAAUAACUUUAUACAGUUUAUAACAUAUAUUCGUAUGAUUUUUUCGUUGUUUUAUGAUUAUUAAACUUUAUAAUUAUAAGUUAUAACAUUACCGUUUUUAUAAUAUAAUUUUCAUAAGCAAUAAUAACAAAAUACCAUGUCGUCUUUUUGUUUUCUUUGCUUGUUGUUUUACAUAAUAUACCUAAAUAUAUUUUUUUUAAAUCGGUUUUUAUAAUAUUUUUGUUGUGUACAUCGUAUAGGAACAAUUGAACAACUUGAUGACAACAUUGAAGAGUACUCAACCUCAUUUCGUACGUUGUAUCAUUCCCAAUGAAAUGAAACAGCCUGGUAAGUUAAUUCCUUUUAACAAUACGUCUUUUACCGAAAAUAUCACAUUAUAAUUUAACUGCCUAUAUUGGUUGAUACUACUUAUUCGUCAAUUUUUUCUAUCCUCAGGUGUAAUUGACUCUCAUUUGGUUAUGCACCAGUUGACAUGUAACGGUGUACUUGAAGGUAUCCGUAUUUGCCGUAAAGGUUUCCCCAACAGAAUGGUAUACCCAGAUUUCAAAUUGCGGUAAGCAUCAAUGUUUAAUGAAAACUAUUUAUUAUAAUUCAAACAUUAAAAAUAUCAAAAUAUUUUAAAUAUCUCUAAUUCAGUAUCAUGUUUUUAUAAAAUAGUUUAAAUCCUAAAUAGUCAAUAUAGCUAUAGGUACAUAAAACCAACGUUAGACAUUUUAAUUAAAUUUUUUUUUACUUUUUAUUAUUUGGGAUGUACCUACCAAAUUAUAUGUUAUUAAAAAAAAAAAAAACAAUUAUCGAUUAGCUAACUAAUUUUGAAUUUUAUUUGAUAAAAAGAUACAUGAUCUUAGCGCCCGCAACUAUGGCGGCUGAACCCGACCCUAAAACAUCAGCGGCUAAAUGUCUUCAAGAAAUUCAAUUAGAUCCGGAAAGUUAUCGUAUCGGGCACACAAAGGCUAGUUUUCGAAAACUAUCGAUAUUUUCCAUUAGAAUUCCCAAAUUUAAUUUAGAUAUACCUACCCCUUGAUGAGUGAACCCUUUUUUUAUUAUUAUUAUUGAUUAAUAAUUAUUGGCAUGUAGCGCGACCGAACCCUACCCCAGCAUCCUAUAACACACACCCGAUCUAAUAAGCGUCAAUAAUUCCACAAAGGUAUUGUCAUCGAUUAUACAAUGCAAAUUUAACAUACCUAAAAUUGUAAUACUUAAAUGUUUAUUUAUUAUUAUUUUUUUUUUUUAUUAAUUUUUCGUUAUUACUAUAUUAAUUGUCAUUUAAAUCAAUAAACAAAUCAAUAGAUACAAGAUAUUAGCUCCUGCUGCGGCGGAAAGGGAGUCUGAUCUAAAGAAAUGCGCUGGCGCUAUUUUGGAAAACGCCGGGUUGGAUCCAGAUAAAUACAGGCUUGGCCACACUAAGGCAUGUUAAAAAAAAAAAAAAAAAAACUGAUUAGGAUAUUUGAUUGUAUGCGAAAAUCUUAAUUUAUGCGAUUUUGCUUAAUUAUACAAAACACAUUGCGACGUUUUGCUGAACAUUUUCGCUACAAUCUAAACCGUGGGCUCUGGGUUUUAAUUUUACACUACAGUCAUUGUAUAAACACGCAUACAAAGUUGUUGAUAAUCAACUCCAAUGACGCUCGCCGACGUUUUACUAAUAUUAACGUUGUAGAUACAGCAUGCGCCCGUUUAGCCAUUAGUAUACAUUGAUUUAUAGUAUUAAAUUACAGUAUUUAUAUAGUAGUAUAGUAUACCUAAUGCGUAGUCUAGUGUAAUUAUGAUAAUUAAAUAAACCUACAAAUAAGUAGACAAUUAUAUCCUGUUCCUGUACACGCACGUAUAUAGACGUUUUGUAGACGUAAAAUAUUAUAUUUGCAAUGCAAUGCAAACCGAAUUGAAAACCAUUUUGUUUUAUCCUUGCUUGUUUUUGGUUUUUUCAUGUUCUACCGCUUAUUUAAAAACAAACAAACAAAAUAAAAAAAAAAAAAAAAAACCUCGUAUCACGCCACAAAAGGUACAAAGUACUGUAUCCGAAAGGUGUGAAAGACACAAUGUCGCCUACAGAAGCGACAAAAGCAAUUUUGGAAGGAAUUGAACUCGACCCAGAACAAUACCGGUUGGGUAACACGAAGGUAUAUUUUCGGGACAAUAUCAAUUUAAUUAACGGCAUUAUUAAUUGUAUAUGAGUUCGCGUAAUAAUAUUCACAGUGGCGUAAUUUUGAUUAAACAUCGGAUGAGAUAUUUUAUCCGCGCAUUGUACUCGAUAACGUUACUCUUGUUCGUCGUAUCCUAAUAUUAUUAUUUAUUUAUUUACAGUAAACAAACACUUACUGCUAACACGCAUUUAUUCGAGGAUAAUUUAAAAUGUAUCGAAUUUCUUACAUUUCGAACGAAUCACAAACUACAGUUAUAUACUUACGAUAAAUUAUGAUAAAUCCGUACGGUCUUAUAAUCCCGAAUUACGUCAUUAUAAUCGACUAACAGGUUAAGAAAUAUACGUUUGUUCAUUUCGUAUAACCUAAUAUGUAGGUCGUGGUCAAUGUCCAAUAUUUUUAGAACGUUUCGUUUCGUAUGCAUUUUCGUGUGUAUUUCCUAAUAAAUAAUACUGUGAAUGUCAUUGUUAUAUAUUUAUUGAUUAAUAGCGAUUUAAAUACGACUUAAAUUAUUAUUAUUAUUUUUUUUUUCUUUAAAAUACCUAAGUAUUAGCCGAGGACGGGUGUAAUGAAUUGUAUAAUAUGAAGAAAAAUCAUCACAUGCGAGAAAUGCACACAUAUUAUAUUACACUGUCGUAACACUAAUAGUUAUUUGCUUUUUGUUUGUUUUUUACGGCUUUACAUUUUUCUGUAUUUACCCGAUACACUACAUAAUUCACAAAAUGAAGUUUUUUAUUUUUUUAAUAAAACGAUAUUUUUCGAUUUUUUUUUUUUUAACGAUGAAAAACUUUGUUGCAAAAACAAAUUACCAUUUCUCAUAAUAAUAAUAUAUCUAUCAAGGUAUUUUAAACAUUUAUCACGUGAUAAACGUUUAAAAUAGUGAAAAAUUCUAUAACACAUAUUCUUAUAUUUUGUAAUUUAAUUUAACUUUAAAUAUUUGGUGAAAGAAAUGUACACUUCAUUUUAUGUUUUAAUGUGCUCCAGUUUGACUAUUAUAUUACAUUUCGUUUGAAAUACUCGUUCAGCACUACCUUAUGGUAAUAAUAUAUAUAAAUCUAACUUUACUUUUUUUGGGUUUUGGGCGGAUAAUAUAGGUAUUCUUCCGUGCUGGAGUAUUAGGUCAGAUGGAAGAAUUACGUGACGAUCGUCUGAGCAAAAUCAUUGGAUGGUUGCAAUCAUACAUCCGUGGUUACAUUGCCAGGAAAGAAUUCAAGAAGUUGCAAGACCAGAGGUAAGACCAAUACUACUAUUAAUGAAAUGUAAAAACCGAGAGAUGGACUAGGUAUUAGAUAUUAUUUUUUUAACACUAAGAGUUUUAUUUAACGUAAAUAUUAUUGAAUACUAUAUUAUGAAUGUCGGUUGUUUUGUCGCAAAUUGUCAUUAUACGUAUAAUAUUACACUAUUUUCGUUCCCGAUUCGAAAAACGUUGCUAUAUAUAAUUUUCUUAAUACUGGAAAACUCAAAUACUUAUACGGAAUACUAGAAUAUCACACGAUCAUAUAAACUCAAUAUUCACAAUAUCAUAUUAUACACUUAGAUACAUUUUGUAUUGUAUUUUUCCGCUAUAUUAAACACAAUAAAACAAAAUUAAAAAAUAUCAGAGACAUGAACGUAAUCGUGGUAUCGCAAAACGUUUUCCUAAUAUGGUUUUAUUUUCGGACAGAUUGGCUUUGUUGGUUAUCCAGAGGAGCUUGAGAAAGUACAUGAAAUUGAGGUCGUGGCCAUGGUGGAAGAUGUGGACUCGUGUCAAGCCAUUGCUCAACGUGGCUAACAUUGAAGACGAAUUAAGGGUAAAUAACGAAUUAUUAAUAAUUAUAUAUACGAAAAGAAAGCAAUUUCUACGUUAUCCUUUUCUAACAAAUUCGAAUAUAUUUCAAUAAAUUGGGCAUAACGGGUUAUUUUCUUUAAAUAAAAUAUACGCGUUAUGGUUUAAUGUAGUACGAUAUAACAUUAUUACCAAUAUCCUAACGAUUUAAAAAUAAGUAUCGUUUUACUAUUUAAAAAUAAAAAAAAAAUCGCUUACCUAAACAUGUCAUUAUAUUUCACUCUAGGAAAUACAUCAUAAAAAUUUGUUAAAAAUAAUAAAUAAAAUUCCAAAAAUCACAUUCUUAUAAAUAUUUGUAUAAUUAAUAUUUAUUAUUAUAUAAUUUUACGAAAAAUAUGAUUUAUGUUAGCCUUAAUUUUAUAUUUGUCAACGUAACAAGAAUUAAUGAUAUCAAAUUCCUGCAAAUAAUAAUUUAAUUCAUUGGUGAUAUUAAAUUUAAAAAAAAAAAAAUACCUAAAUAAAACAGAUCAAUUUUUAAAAAAGUGACUAAUGUUUCUAUUUUUAAUUUUUGUUUAAUCUAUAUUGUUUUAUAAAAAAGAACAUGUAACAUACACCAACAUGGUCCGUUUUGAAAACGAACGUGUUUAUAAUAUCUUUCAUUUAAAUAUAGAUUUUUUUUUUGUGAAUUUAUUUGUUUAAAACAAAUAAAUUUCUCGAAUAUGCGGGUGUAAAAACAUUGUGUUUUUAUAUUUUUAGUAUUUCAUAUUUAUAUCAAAAAAAUCUUAAAAGUUUUAAAAUAAUCAUUAAUCUAUUCCUAGAAUAACAAUUUUCACCACUUUAUACUAUUAUUAUAAUAUUACAUAUAAUUUAUAUAAAUAUCACCACCCAUGUUGCAUCUAAAUAUGCACACACCGUAGACCCCCACCCAAUAUAUUCUCGCGUUACUGGUCCACCCACAAUCCAUAUAGCAUCUCUCUUCGGAAUCAUCGAACCACUUAUACGUUAGACACAUCACUUGCCUUCCUGAGUGCUAGCCUACAACCACUAACAAUUAAUAAGUGCCGCCAUCAUGGAGCUACUAAAAGAUUUGGAAAAUAAUAAACAGAGAUUGGAAGAAGAAGUUGAAAAAAUGACUACUGCGUUCGAACGUGAAGAAAAACUUCGCAAAGAACUGGAAGCGCUCAACUCUAAACUGUUAGCCGAGAAGACACAACUGCUUCAAUCGUUGGAAGGCGAAAAGGGAAGCGCAUCCAGCAUCCAAGAAAGGGCAGCUAAGUUGGCGGCACAAAAGAGCGAUUUGGAAUCUCAACUUUCGGUAAGUGUUUCAAUAUUAUUUUAUCAUAUAAUAUUCAAGUGUUUAAACGAUAACUAGAUACUUUUUAUACAUUAAAUGCAAUUGGUUUAAAUUAAAUCAAUUAUACAACCAAUGAUUAGAUAGCUUGCUUCGACUAUAUCAGUACGGAUAGAAAUAAAAUGUGUAGGUACUUAAAUUUAAACAUUUCAUAUUUUUUUAUUAACUGUUGGAAAUAUAACGUAACCUAUUCAAAUAAUUAUUAGGUAUUUUCAAAGUGCAUACGAAUUUAAAAACUUUUAAAAAUACAAAGUAAAAAUAAUAAUCUUGUUUUUAUAAUAAUAAGUUUAAAUGUGUAGUUUAAAUCAAUAAACUGAAAUAAUGCGAUUUGUUUAAUAUUCAAUAUUAUGCACACCAUAUUUUGCUUAAAAUUUUACAUUUUUCAAGUUUUAUUAAAACUCCAAUUUGUAUUACAUAUUUUGUGAAGUAUUUUAACUCGAAAAAAAAUGUUCAAAACUUCUAUCAGCUGCAGGACAUUACUAGGGAUGUAGGUAUUGAAAAUAAAUCUAACACACAUUAAAUUUACACAAAAAAAGACAGAAAAACCAUUCUCGUACUUAUUUAGUAUAAUUUAAAACUUAAAACUCAACAAAAUAAAAAUACGUAUGACUAAGUCCUGGAAUAGUAUCCGAUAACGGGUAUUAUAAUAUCCUCUUAGUGUACAAGAUUUCUAGCUUUAAAUAACCCAUAAUGAUUUUACUAUACAUUUUUUACACAUUACUAAAAAUGUUAUAUUUAUCACCCUUGAAUAGUUUCAUGCGACACAUAUUAAGCGGCGUGAAAUAAUAUCCAUGAGAUUCAUGUCGUCCAGCGGGCUAUUUUAAAAUUCAAUGAAUAAUCCUAGUUCCAACGCCUCCGUGAUGUAAUAUUAGUUAUAUUACUGUAGAACAUUAGAUUUCCUUCUCCCUCUUUUUUUUUUUUUUUUUAAUAAAAUAGUUUGCGUAUAACAUGUUGGAAAAAUUCGCUGGCAACGAAAAGACCAAUAAAUCGUGACAUAGGGGACCCAACGACAACACGUGCCCACACGCACUGCACCUGGAAAUAGAAAAUUUAAAAAAUAUUUUCUAUGUAUAUAAAUGUAAUUUAUUGCAUUUUAUUUAUAUUUUAAUAUAUAAUACGAGUACAAGUAUGUGAAUUUCUAGAUUUCUAAAAAAAUUUAGCGUUCACUCGGUGUGAUCUAUUUCUGUAUAGCCUACAGAAGAUUAUUCGAGCGUGUAAAAUGCAUAACGUACGAGCGAAUACAAUAUCUGUAUGAUAUUUUGUUUCAAAAUAAAAAUAGAAACACAACUCAAUCGGUAUUCGGCUCGAUGUUUAUUUUCAAAUAACCGAUGUUAAGUCACACUUACAUUUUUGUAUAAAUAUAUUGUUAUUUAUAUUAUUAGCAUUAUUAGUAGUUUUUUUUACAUGUUGAAAAAAGUAAAUAUAUAAUUUGUUUACAUUGGUAAAUAUAGUCGACUCUCUAGAGCGGAGUAGAGUUGAGUACGUACUUCUAAGUACUAUAUAAUACAGGGGGAAUUGAAUUUCAUUGCAAUGUUGACACCAAGUAUUCAGUAAAUAUCUACGUUUACGAUUUAAUAUUUUAUCGUUUUACAUAAAUUAGUAACAUUUCAACAUUUAAAUCAACUACAUAGUUUAUUCUCAUAAUUUAAAAUAAUUAUUUAUAACAGGAAUAUCAAACGACUAAUUACAAUCUAAAAAAAAAAAUGUUUCAGAUGUAUAUCAUUAAAACAUUAUACAUUUAUAGAUUUCGUAAUCUGAUUUCAUCGUUAUUUUAGUAAAAAUGCCAACUCACCGACCUCUAUAGAUCUGUUGAAAAUAUUCCCGAAAUAAAUGAUUAAAACAAACUCAUCGCUUCGCUUGUUGGGUCGUUAUCAAAACAUCUGGAUAACAUUAACUUAUGUGUAAACGGCAUUCAUAGGAUAAAAUUCGUUAAGAUUUAUUUCAUUAACCUGUUUUAAUAUCGAAAUAAUUUUUACCCACGUAAUUUUGACACGCACCAAUGACUAGGUACUCGAAUUAUUAGUAUUAUAUUAGGUAUUUUAAUUUUAACGUGAUUUGGCAGACAUUCAAUCGAAUAUUACAAGUUUACUUCACUUUGAUAUUUAAAAAAUAAAAUUGUAAAUCUUGUUUACACGCCAAUGAAAAUUGCUAAUUUUAAGUUAUCGUGAAUAUAUACUUCGGUUAUUAUAAAAUAGGUAUUCUGACAUUUUCGAAUCAUUCAUGAUAUACUUGAACAUUAUACAGUUCUCAUUUUGUAAUAUUAUAAUUUUAGGAAACCCAAGAGAGGUUAACGAACGAAGAAGAUGCUCGCAACCAAUUGUUCCAACAGAAAAAGAAAAUAGAACAAGAGAACGCUGGACUCAAAAAGGAUGUCGAAGAUUUGGAAUUGGCCAUUCAGAAAUCCGAUCAAGACAAAGCAUCCAAAGACCACCAAAUUCGCAACUUGAACGAUGAAAUCGCCCAUCAAGACGAACUCAUCAACAAAUUGAACAAAGAAAAGAAAUUGUCUGGUGAAACCGCCCAGAAAACUGCCGAAGAAUUACAGGUUAUUAUAAAAAACUUUAUUAUACACUCAAGGUUUUCAGAUAUAUUUAUUGGUAAUCCAUUUAAUUAAAUAUUUAAUAUCAAAUUAUAGGCGGCCGAAGACAAAAUCAACCAUCUUAACAAAGUUAAGAACAAGUUGGAACAAACUUUGGAUGAAUUGGAAGAUUCAUUAGAGCGUGAAAAGAAACUGAGAGGUGAUAUUGAAAAGGGUAAGAGGAAGACCGAAGGAGACUUGAAACUUACCCAAGAAGCAGUUUCUGAUUUGGAACGCAACAAAAAAGAACUCGAACAAACAAUUCAAAGAAAAGACAAAGAAUUAGCUUCUUUGACUGCUAAAUUAGAAGACGAACAAGCUUUAGUUGGUAAACAACAAAAACAAAUCAAAGAACUUCAAUCAAGAAUUGAAGAACUCGAAGAAGAAGUCGAAGCCGAAAGACAAGCUCGUGCUAAGGUAAAAUAUUUUUACUUUGAAUCUGAACUAAAGUUUAUAACCAUUUUUUUCCUUUUUUGAUACUUGUAUUUAAUUAAAAUUAUACACAUUACGUUGAUCAAUAUUAGGCCGAAAAACAACGCGCGGACCUUGCUCGUGAAUUGGAAGAGUUGGGCGAACGUUUGGAAGAAGCUGGUGGUGCAACUUCCGCUCAAAUCGAGCUGAACAAAAAACGUGAAGCUGAGAUGAGCAAACUUCGUCGUGAUUUGGAAGAAUCUAACAUUCAACACGAAGCUACAUUAGCUAACUUGCGCAAGAAGCACAACGAUGCCGUUUCAGAAAUGAGUGACCAAAUCGACCAGUUGAACAAACUAAAGACUAAGUAAGUCUCGCAAAAUUAGAUUUUUAAUUUUUAAAUACUAUACCAAUAUUAAAUAACUAUUUUUAUAAUAGUUAUAGUAAAUUACUGAUUAAUUUCAAGUACUUGACAACAUUAAAUAGAUUCACAAUAGUUUAUGUUCAUCAAACAUAUUCAUUAGGAAUAAUAUUAUAUCGAAAUUAUGUUAUUUCUUCAGUUCUUAUAAUUUCUAAAUUUUGAAAAUAUAAAAAAAUAAUUUAAUUGAAGGUUUAUUGUAAGCCAUCAAUAAUAUUAUAAAGCCUUCACACUAUAUUUAAUAACUCAUGGAUUGAUAUGAAUUUUUAUGUAAAUGGUUUUUUUGUAAAAUUGAAAUUAAUGAAUAUUUUAUAAAAUCAGGGCUGAACACCAUUCGCAUUAUCUUUCCAACGACUUAAACAACACUAGAGCUGCUGUUGAUUUAAUAUCUAGAGAAAAGGUAGAAACUGCACUGAUCGUUCAGUGAUUAUAUGUUGCAUGACCAUGUUUUAAUUAUAUCUUUGUCUGUAAACCGAUGGACAGAAAUUUCAAGAGCAUGUUUACCUAUUUAUCCUAUUGAAUCUUGAUUUGUUUUUACGAAUUAUUUUACCUACACAUUAUAAUAUAGUUUAUAUAUUAAAAUUCACCACGUGGCCACAUAAAAUAUAUUAAACAGACUCGAAGUUAUUAAAAUUAAAUAAUAUGGUAUUUUAGUAUACAAUUUCACGAUAACUUAGUAUUAAAAUAAAAAUAUUGUAUUGAUUAUUAGAGCUGAAAAGGACAAAUGCCAGUUCUUGUGUGAAUUGAACGACACACGUGCCAGCUUAGACCAUAUUUCUAACGAAAAGGUUCGUUAAAAAAAAAUGUGUUGCUUUAGAAAAAAAAAAAAUCGAAAUAAUGGCAACAGUGAUGUUAAAAGCGCUUGAUUGAUAUAUUAUAUUAAAAUUGUAUUUUUUGCUCUGAUUGUAUGCAUAAUUAAAUGCUUCAGUUUUUCAGUUUUUUAAAAAUCGUUAUCAUUAGCGAGCAAACAUUAUAAAUAGAAAGAAUUCUACAAAGUUUGUGAAGGAUAACAAUGUGAUAACAUUAUGUCAUUGUCCAUUGUUUAUACUAUAUUCUUAACUUUACAAUUUGUAGAUAUCAAUGCAAAUGUGUUGUACACCCAAUUAUUACUUUAAUAUUUGUCUGUGCAAGUUAAAAUAACUAAUACAUACUAAUUGUGUUUUAAAUAUAUAUUUGUUGUUUAAUGUGUACUAAUACUCGUAAAGUGUGAUUUUUAAUAUAAUAUUGAGUUUGAAUAUUACGUACAAUACAUAACAAAAUACGUUUGAUCAAAUUAUAACUUUAUUUGAUUUGAUUUUAUAAUCAGGCCCAGACUGAAAAGAUCUAUAAACAAGUCCAACACCAAUUGAACGAAGUUCAAGGAAAACUUGACGAGACCAACCGCACAUUAAACGACUUUGACGCUGCCAAAAAGAAAUUGAGCAUUGAAAACUCAGACUUACUUCGUCAAUUAGAAGAAGCUGAAUCACAAGUCUCUCAAUUGGCCAAGAUUAAGAUUUCCCUAACCACACAACUAGAAGACACUAAGAGAUUAGCUGACGAAGAAGGAAGGGUAAAUAUUUAAUAAAACAUAAUGCAAUAACCCUUAUAUAUUUGCUAAACUAUAAAUUUGUUUUUUUUUUGUUUUUUAAUAGGAACGCGCUACUCUUUUGGGUAAAUUCAGAAAUUUGGAACACGACAUUGACAACAUUCGUGAACAAUUGGAAGAAGAAGCUGAAGCUAAGGCUGAUAUCCAAAGACAAUUGAGCAAGGCUAACGCUGAAGUUCAAUUGUGGCGUACCAAAUACGAAUCUGAGGGUAUUGCACGCGUUGAAGAAUUAGAAGAAGCCAAGUAAGUACUUAAAUCAUUUAUAAUGGAUUUCAUAAAUUCAAAACAUAUGGAAACACAAUUGAAGAAUAUUGUUAAAACGUGUGUGUAUUAAAUAAACAAUAUUUUAUUUUAGACGUAAAUUGCAAGCUCGUCUUGCUGAAGCUGAGGAGACUAUUGAGUCACUCAACCAAAAGGUAGUAGCUUUGGAGAAAACUAAACAGCGAUUGGCCACUGAAGUUGAAGACUUACAAUUGGAAGUCGACAGAGCAACAGCGAUCGCCAAUGCUGCUGAAAAGAAGGCUAAAGCCAUUGACAAGAUCAUUGGAGAAUGGAAACUCAAGGUUGAUGACUUAGCAGCUGAAUUAGAUGCUAGCCAGAAAGAAUGCAGAAACUAUUCCACUGAACUCUUCCGUCUUAAGGGAGCCUACGAAGAAGCCCAAGAACAAUUAGAAGGAGUCAGACGUGAAAACAAAAAUCUAGCCGGUUUGUUGAUAUUUAAAUUUAAUUAAUAAUAAAUUAUAAUUAUACUAAUAAUAUUUGUAUCUAAACAGAUGAAGUCAAAGAUCUUCUUGACCAAAUUGGUGAAGGUGGCAGAAACAUCCACGAAAUUGAAAAACAACGCAAACGAUUGGAAGUUGAGAAAGAUGAACUUCAAGCUGCAUUAGAAGAAGCUGAAGCCGCUUUAGAACAAGAAGAAAACAAAGUAUUGAGGGCACAAUUAGAACUUUCUCAAGUCAGACAAGAAAUUGAUAGACGUAUCCAAGAGAAAGAAGAGGAAUUCGAAAACACCAGGUAAUUGUCAAAUUUAAAUAUUUACAUUCUUUAUUAUGCUUCAAAAACCAAAAUUUAAUCACAAAUUUAAUUACUAUCCCCUGAUACUUUAAUUAUAAUAUAUAUUUAUAAAUUUAUAAAAAUACUAAAAAGUGUGAUAAUAUUUUCGUGACAGGUUAACCACGAAAUGCUAUGUAAUGUAUCAUAUUAAAGUCUGAUAAUAUAUUUUAAAAAUCUAACCUUUUUAUUAUAAUUUCAGGAAAAACCACCAACGUGCGUUAGACUCCAUGCAAGCUAGCUUGGAAGCUGAAGCUAAGGGUAAAGCUGAGGCUCUUAGGAUGAAGAAGAAGUUGGAAGCUGAUAUCAAUGAACUUGAAAUUGCUUUGGACCAUGCUAACAAGGCUAAUGCUGAAGCACAAAAGAACAUCAAACGUUACCAACAACAAUUGAAGGACGUUCAAACAGCUCUCGAAGAAGAAUCUAGAGCUAGGGAAGAUGCCAGAGAACAGUUGGGAAUUUCUGAAAGACGAGCCAAUGCUCUUCAAAACGAACUGGAAGAAUCUAGGACCUUAUUGGAACAAGCCGACCGUGGUAGGAGACAAGUCGAACAAGAGUUGGCCGAUGCUCAUGAACAGCUCAAUGAACUCUCCGCACAAGCUACCUCUAUUUCCGCCGCCAAAAGGAAAUUGGAAGGAGAACUACAAACAUUACACGUAAUACGGUUUAUUUCUAUUUAUUUUUUUAAGAAAUUAUAAUUAUGAUAUAUUAUUUUUUUAUACAGUCUGACUUGGAUGAGUUAUUGAAUGAAGCCAAGAACUCUGAAGAAAAAGCCAAGAAAGCAAUGGUAGACGCUGCCAGACUUGCUGAUGAACUUAGAGCCGAACAAGACCACGCUCAAACACAAGAGAAACUCAGAAAAGCUCUUGAAACACAAAUCAAGGAAUUACAAGUAAUUUAUUUUUAUUUUUUUUUAAUGAAUGUACCUAAAUAAAAUGUAUCUUAAAUAGUAUAGGUAUAUUUUUUUUUAAGUUCCAAUACUAAUUAUAUUUAGAUCAUUGUUUAAAGUUUAAAUUUAUUAUGAUUAGGUGAGAUUAGAUGAAGCCGAAAACAACGCAUUGAAAGGUGGUAAGAAAGCCAUUCAAAAACUCGAACAAAGGGUACGAGAAUUGGAGAAUGAAUUGGACGGUGAACAACGCAGACACGCCGAUGCGCAAAAGAACCUAAGGAAAUCAGAACGCAGAAUCAAGGAGCUCAGCUUCCAAGGAGAUGAAGACAGAAAGAACCACGAACGCAUGCAAGAUUUAGUCGACAAACUGCAACAAAAGAUCAAGACGUACAAGAGGCAGAUCGAAGAGGCUGAAGAAAUUGCAGCACUUAACUUGGCCAAGUUCCGUAAGGCUCAACAAGAACUUGAAGAAGCUGAAGAAAGAGCUGAUCUUGCUGAACAGGCAAUCGCGAAGUUCAGAACAAAAGGCAGAUCGGGAUCCACAGCACGAGGCGGAAGCCCAAUUGUAAGUAUUAUUCGUGUACCCUUAAAAUUUAAUAUUAUUUUCUUAAGCUUAACUUUUUACACGUGACACUAGACAUGUCAUUAACAAUAAAUAACGCAGUAGAACUAGAAACCAUAAACCUAAAUAGAAAAAAAAAACAAUAAAUAUAUCAUAAAAUUGAGAUUGGUUAACAUUCGACAUUAUUGAAAGCGAUAAUACAUCUUGUGGAUGUAUUUGUCAAUAUAAUGUAAAUAAAACGUAGUAAUUCUCCCGUUUAUUUGUUCAAAUGCGUUUUAUUCGAAAAUAUCUCAAUUUUAUGACACACGUUGGUUUUGAAUAUAAGCUAAUAGAAUCAUUGUUAUUCCAGCCUCAAAAGCCACGAAAGGUGCUACCAUUGGAGUAAACCCUUGAUUCUAUCUAUUUAUUAAUUUGUAAGUCGGAUAGUCGGAUUUGUAGUUGACGAGUUACUUAAGUACUCGAUUAGUAUGUUUUUCACCGAUUUAAGCCGCACAUUUACCCAUCUGACACAGUCCAAUCCUAAUAACUAGCAUUUAAUUGUUUGAUAAUUUUGAAAUAUCAACUUUUUUUUUUUAAACCUUAACCAAAUAUCCAUUUUUUAACUACCGCAUUUAUUUAGAUCUGCGAUGUCAGUCGAUUAUUAUCUUAAAAAUAAAUUGCAUAUACAAUCGUUUAUGGAUUUUUUUGUAUGCAUGUAUAUCAACCCGAUAAACGUCAUCGCAUACGACUUGGACGUAAAAUAUUAUUGACUUUGUAUUUUUAAUUUAUGGCAAACGUUCAAAAAUGAUUUUAUUUCAAUGUUUUAUUUAAUUUUUGUUUAUUUUUAUAGGGACACAGGCCGCCCGUUAAACCACAAUUCGAUGGAUUUGCCUUCCCACCCAGAUUCGACCUCCACCCAGACGGCGAAUUCUAAACAAAAUUUAAUUUAUUUGUAAUAAAAUUUAAAAAAAAAAAUUACAAUAAUUUUAAUUUUAAUUUUUCAAAUGUAUCAUAAAACACGUACACACCAACCGGCAGCAUCAAACAUAUUAUAUUAUUAUAUUAACUGUACACCAUCAUUAUUGCGACACACCACACACCAAUACGCGGCCUGUCUGUAUUUAUUAGUGUGUAAAACAAUGUUUUAUUUAUAUGAAAACAAUUUAUCAUAAUGAUAACUGUGUUAUUCAAUGAAAAUUCUUUUAAUUUAAAAUUAAUUUUAACCCCGUUGUACAAUUCAGCUUCUUUAAUGUUUCCAAUAAAGAAUUGCUAAUUGUUAACUUAUAAAUAAUAU
Messenger RNA from Cinara cedri, 27769 nucleotides. The record is from the annotation of a GenBank genome assembly. Lineage: Eukaryota; Metazoa; Arthropoda; Insecta; Hemiptera; Aphididae.